AUACUAGGGGACGGUUUGGGCCUACCAGCCCCAAACUGUAAGGCUCAAAUCCGAAUUAUACAUAUUUCCAGUUUAUUUUGGGAAAGAAAGCAAAUAUUUUUCAUCGAUUCCCGAUGGGAGACAACAGUGGAGCCAAUUACACCGCCGCAGACGAUUUACUUCUCAAGCAAUUCUUCGCCGAAGUCAGCGAGGUUGAGCGAGAUAACGAAGUCAACAGGAUCCUGUCAUGCUUCAAACUGAAUGCCUUUGAAUAUCUUAACCUACCAUUUGAUUCAUCUAUAGACGAAGUGAAAAAGCAAUAUCGUAAGUUAUCUUUGCUAGUUCACCCUGAUAAAUGCAAACAUCCGCAAGCAAAGGAGGCAUUUGGUGCAUUGGCAAAAGCUCAACAAAUAUUACAUGAUCCUUCAGAGAGGGAAUAUCUUUUGAACCAAGUUAAUGCAGCAAAAGAAGAGCUUAGAGCAAAGAGGAAGAAACAGCUGAAAAAAGAUACUGCUAGUAAAUUGAAGUCAUUAGUGGAUGAGGGAAAAUACGAGCAAGAAUAUGAACGGUCAGAGGAAUUCCAGAGGCAACUAAAAUUAAAAGUUCGUGAACUCUUAACAGAUCAAGAAUGGAGGAGAAGGAAAAUGCAGAUGAGGAUAUCAGAGGAGGAAGGUAGAUUAAAGAAGGAUGAGGAAGAAACUAAAGAGAUGUGGAAACGAAAGCGCGAACACGAGGAGCAAUGGGAAGGGACUAGAGAACAGAGGGUUUCCAGUUGGAGAGACUUCAUGAAAGGUGGAAAGAAGGUCAAGAAAGGUGAGAUUCGGCCUCCAAAGCUCAAGACGGAGGAUCCAAACAAAUCCUAUGUUCAAAGACCUGUGAAAAGAGGUUGAUUAUCGUGGACACCUGCUCAUUGAUCAUUAACCGAUUAUGGUACUGCUUGAGAAGGCUCUGGAAGUGUAGUGCUUACAAUUAUUGUACCUAUCCCAAUUAACAUGCCACGAUGUAUACUGCCUGUAUGGUGUAACGGCUGCUUAAUGGCUGUUAUAGUAUAGUCUUGCCUGAUACCAUGCUCGAAAAUUUCAAGUUCGUGACAAUAUUGAUUCAGCUAAAAAUCUGCACCAAGAUUGCGUUUUCAUAUU
Molecule: messenger RNA, 1118 nt
Organism: Olea europaea var. sylvestris
Lineage: Eukaryota; Viridiplantae; Streptophyta; Magnoliopsida; Lamiales; Oleaceae
Product: J domain-containing protein spf31-like
Exons: 9
Coding region: 114-869 (251 amino acids)
Source: RefSeq, a predicted model, not a curated record